AUUUAAAGUUCAGUUUUCGUUGUUUCGGUGACCUGAUGUUACAAUUCGAUCUAAAGAUUGGGCCGCAAGCAGAUGCGUGCCUCAGCGGCAACCUCCCUGUCGAACUGACAUUCAGGGAUAAUGGCCCCAGCGUUGGAUCAUCACGCUCAGUUGCGAAGAAUAUGGUUUCUUCCAAGGCUUCUGCAAAAGCCAAAGGGAAGACGAAGGCUGUGUCGGCGUACAUGCCGUUGUACCAAGACGACGACGAAGUUGACCCUGUGUCUGACUUCGAACCAGUCAAGGACGCUGUGGACAUGAGACCGACAAUUGCAGCCGAGCCGCCGCAAGAUCACAGUCAGAUCGCGCGUCAUUCCAAGAGUGCAUCACAAACUCGGACGAACCAAAAUCACGGGAGAAAGCAGCAAUUUUUGGCAAGUCUUUUUGGAGUGCCUACUCGGAUGCUACAUCAACAACAGCUUCGAGCUCCAAAAUUCAAGCUCGGAUUUCUGAUUUGCGUGAUGCUUUUAGUUUCAAUGGGGCAUCGUAGUCUACUUUUUGCUUGGAUGACUUACCAGUGUUGUACUAAGCAUCACAUGAUUGAUAUCUGUAUUACUGAUUAUGUAAGCCGCAAAUAUUCUCGAUUUCAGGACAUCGACUCCUCAAGUAAAACUCCUGUUACGAGCCCGACCAUCUACCGUCGCCGCUCAAUCUAACUGUCUACUGUAAAAUGGGUGGUCGCGGUGUCCUUCUCACCUCAAAUCUCCCUCAGCUGCAAAACCUCAUCAAACGUGACCCAGCAGCGUACAAGGAGGAGUUCCUUCAGCAGUGGAACCACUAUGACAGCAUCAGACAGAUAUUUCGAAUAAAUCCUGAUGAACAGGCUCAGCAUUUUCGUGAACUUGUCUCGUUCAUAUCUCAAGUCGCACAAUGUUACCCCAAGGAAACUAAAGACUUUCCAUU
Suillus clintonianus is the source of this 939-nucleotide messenger RNA. RefSeq lists its product as uncharacterized. The coding region runs from base 36 to 692 and encodes 218 amino acids. The transcript has 4 exons. The record is from RefSeq and is a predicted model, not a curated record. Lineage: Eukaryota; Fungi; Basidiomycota; Agaricomycetes; Boletales; Suillaceae.